AGGAAGCCUCACUACAAGUCUCGCAAAGGAUGCCUAGCGUGCAAGAAGAGACAUGUCAAGUGCAAUGAAUCACGACCGAAAUGCUCUCAUUGCGCACGACUGGAGAUUGAAUGUGUCUGGCCUGAGAGUCCUGCCAAUGCGUUGCCGUCGCCGCAUUCGCCGGGACAGUUUCAGUCGCAUUCGCCAGCGUCGUCGGUCGAUCAACAGAGGCCUGCCGCUGGUCGACCACCGGAAUUAGCUGUGGACGAUAUGAAGUUAUUGCAUUUCUGGACGGUCAAUACGGCGACGUCGAUGAACUACGCAAGUCACCUCUGGCAGAUCGUCAUCGUCGACAUGGCCUUCCAUCACCACUUCCUCCUCCAUGGAAUCCUCGCCGUUGCAGCCAUCCACAAAGCUACCAUCUUUCCGGCCGAGCGCGAAACUCUCAUCACGCAGUCCUCAUCCCACAUCGGUAUUGCUAUCGCAUCCUUUCGUCAUCUGCUGGCAACACCUGUUCCAGCUACAUGUGUACCGGUGUUCCUCAUGGCCGGACUCCUCUCCAUCCACAGCCUAGGUCUCGCCCAGCUACGCACCCCCACCGACGCCGUGGGCGAGAUCUACACCUGGAUGCGACUUGUUAAAGGAACCCAAUCCACCAUCCAACAAAAUUGGCAGCGACUCCAAGCCUCCGAGAUCGCACCUCUUCUCUCCCGCGGACGCGCCGGGCUGGUCCUAACAGAAGUCGAAGAAGUCAACCACCUCAAAUCGCUGGUCCAAGACGAAGUCCAUUUGACCGUCUCCGAGCGACAAACGUAUUUUGAUGCCAUCAAUCAACUCCAGACCGUCUUCGGCAAUGUGUUGUAUUCGAAAGGUGACGAGAUCCAGGCUUCGGCGAUGGUGAGUAGCUGGGUCGCUUUGGUGCCGCCUGAGUACCACGAGCUGCUUGCGAGUCGGGAACCUGUUGCUCUUGUCAUCAUCGCCUACUUUGCUGUGCUGUUCCGAGAACAGCAGCAUGUUUGCUGGUGGUUUCGCAAGUGGGACGUCUGGAUCUUGGAGUCCGUUCGAGCGCAACUACCAACGGCGUAUGAGAGGUGGCUGGAAUGGCCGACGGCUCAGAUUGGG
Zymoseptoria tritici IPO323 is the source of this 1101-nucleotide messenger RNA. RefSeq lists its product as uncharacterized. Gene Ontology annotation, biological process: regulation of transcription by RNA polymerase II. Lineage: Eukaryota; Fungi; Ascomycota; Dothideomycetes; Mycosphaerellales; Mycosphaerellaceae. Gene Ontology annotation, molecular function: DNA-binding transcription activator activity, RNA polymerase II-specific; zinc ion binding. The transcript has 2 exons. The annotation marks the transcript as partial. The record is from RefSeq and is a predicted model, not a curated record.